AGGGCAUGCCCAGCAGAGCGGCUGGCAGAGCGGAGCUCGGCGGACAUGGGACACCUGUGCCACCAGCAGCGCCCCGCGGGCACCCCCGAGCGCAGCCCGAGGAACGGAGGAGACCCGGGUGCGGCGCUGCCCGGGGCCCCGCUGCUCCUCCUCCUCUUCGUCCUCCUCGCUUCCUCGAUUUCUGCUUGCAAAGGUGCACCAAUGCCAUCCCAAGCACUCGAGUCAGAUGAGGAUCUGCAGCUGUUGAGAGAGAUAGAUGAUGCAUGUUCUGCUUACCUGUCCACAGAUUCUCAGCCUCAGGUAUCCAGUACACUGGAAGAACUUUGUUUUUUGAUCAUGGGAUUUCUCCAGAAACCACAGGGUUUAGAUGAGAAAGACAACACCAAAAGGUUCUUAUUUCAUUACUCUAAGACUCAUGACUCGGGGAACUCAGACAUCAUGUCAUCUGUCCUGCAUCCUUUACUGCAACUCGUUCCUCAGCUAAAUGAGAGAAGACUGAAGAGAUACAAACUGGACGAAGAACUUCAAGGACCUGGAAUGAUUCAAAGCAGAGGCUACUUCUUCUACAGGCCACGUAAUGGAAGGAGAUCAGUGGGUUUUCGCUAAGGAGGAUUAUGGAUUCCUGACUUAGAACUAAAACUGCAAGAAUGCUGAGUACAUGGACAUACUGUUUUCCUUACAAUAAUUAUUCAUUAUUAAUGUACAAUUAGAAAUCACUUGAAUGUAAAUAUUCUUAAACCAGAUUCUGUUAAGGUCUUUACUAUCUUGAUUAUAUUAAAAGCAUAUUAAAAUUC
Molecule: messenger RNA, 794 nt
Organism: Agelaius phoeniceus (red-winged blackbird)
Lineage: Eukaryota; Metazoa; Chordata; Aves; Passeriformes; Icteridae
Gene: NMU
Product: neuromedin U
Biological process (GO): positive regulation of synaptic transmission; neuropeptide signaling pathway; positive regulation of smooth muscle contraction
Cellular component (GO): terminal bouton
Molecular function (GO): neuromedin U receptor binding
Source: RefSeq, a predicted model, not a curated record